UUUCCUAUUCCCAAUUCCUUGAAAUCAAAGCACCAGUUUAAUUUGCACCAAUUUUCCUCUUUAUCGCUGUCCGAAAUUCCCCCUACCUUAACGACAUUACUUCUUUCCUUUUUGUUCCUCUCCCUCUCUCUCUCUCUCUCUCUCUCUCUUCCUACUUCACUUCCUCGGUCUAUCGCCUCCCAUUCUCUCUUCUACUACAACUUCAUAAGAAAUGAUGAAGCCACGCCAAGAUCCAGUUUAUAAAUCGAGACCAGAAACCCACAAGGACAUGCCGUCAUUUUCCUCCAUUCUUCUCGAUGAAAUCUACCGCUCCAUUGACGGGAACCCGGAAGAGGAAGAGCAGCAUUUCCAACAGACAAGGCAGGGCGGCGGAUUCAGGGCCAAGUGCAGCACCGGCGAUCGUAAGGACAUUGCCGACUAUUUCAGAAGGGCGUGUCUGGUUGAGAGUUGGAUGACAAAAGAAGAGGAUGAUCGGAAAGUAGCUUCCAGUAAAACCUUGUUUCCGGACCUGGAACCCAAGCACGACAAUGAUCUGCUCUUCUUCAGCUCUACGUCGAGUUCCUCCGACAGUUCCGGCACACUCUCCUCCUCCUCCGACACGGAAUUCUUCGGCCCGACAACCAAGACCAAGGUUUCGUGCUUCACAACAAGGCCCAGGCCUAAGCCUGUUCGCACCGCUACUGCCCGGAAGCCUGUUCAAGAUGAUUGUUCCUUUUUUGAUGAUUACAAAACACAUCAAAAGGACGACAGUGUGGAAGAUGGCUUGAUCAAGUCCAAAUCCAGGGCACUCAAGAUUUACGCCAACCUGAAGAAAAUGAAGCAGCCUAUUUCGCCCGGGGGGAGGCUCACGACCUUUAUCAAUUCACUCUUCAGCAGCAAUGCAAACGGGAACAAGUCCAAGGCCAAGCAUGGAGAAUCCGACAAAAGCUUUCAUAAUUCGAAAUCCUCCAACCCCAGGCCCCCCUCCUCAUCCACCUGCUCAUCAGCCUCGUCCUUCUCCAGGUCCUGUUUGAGCAAAUACUCCCCCAAAUCCAGGGAGAAGAUGCGGGAAGGGGUUCAGAGGACGGUCCGAUUUCAUCCGGUGAGUGUGAUCGUGGACGAAGAUUCGAGGCCCUGUGGGCACAAGUGCAUAUACGAUGAAGAAGAUGACUGCGGCGACGACGACGACGACAAGUACGGAAAUGGGAGGCCUCCCUUGCCGCCGAAUGAACCGACCAGCAAAAGGGGGAAAAGCAGGAAACUUGAAGAGGCCUCCAUAGAUGCUUUGAGGAGCUAUUACAGGAAAAGGGGUAGUGAUGAUUCGAAGAAAAUUAUUCUGGAUGAAGAUGAUGAUGAGGACGACGAUGAUGAUGAUUAUGACAUUGACGAGGAUGGAGGGAGCGACUCGAGUUCGGAUCUAUUCGAGUUGGAUCACUUGUCGUUGUUCGGGGAGGGUAGAUUUUGCGAAGAACUUCCAGUGUAUGAAACGACCCGUUUCGACAAGAAUCGUGGUUUGAUUUGUUAAUUAACAACAACAACAACUACUACUACUACUACAUUGGGAUGAAUAACAUUUGUUUACUAUC
Molecule: messenger RNA, 1565 nt
Organism: Andrographis paniculata
Lineage: Eukaryota; Viridiplantae; Streptophyta; Magnoliopsida; Lamiales; Acanthaceae
Product: protein BIG GRAIN 1-like A
Exons: 1
Coding region: 212-1504 (430 amino acids)
Biological process (GO): auxin-activated signaling pathway
Source: RefSeq, a predicted model, not a curated record